GUCUUACAGAACGCCAAUUACUUAAAUAUGUUCGUAUCGCCGGAAAAGCUAAGGGGUCAACGGGUCAAGUUUUAUUACAAUUACUUGAAAUGCGUUUGGAUAACAUCCUUUUUCGGUUGGGUAUGGCUUUGACUAUUCCUCAAGCGCGCCAAUUAGUUAACCAUGGGCAUAUUUUAGUUAAUGGUCGUAUAGUUGAUAUACCAAGUUAUCGAUGCAAACCCCGAGAUAUUAUUACAGUGAAGGAUGAACAAAACUCUAGAACUUUGGUUCAAAAUCUUCUUGAGUCAUCUGCCCCCGAGGAAUUGCCAAACCAUCUGACUCUUCACACAUUCCAAUAUGAAGGGUUAGUCAAUCAAAUAAUAGAUAGGAAAUGCGUCGGUUUGAAAAUAAAUGAAUUGCUUGUCGUAGAAUAUUACUCUCGCCAGACUUAAAAAACCUAAGUGAAGUAAAAAAAAAUCACUAAAAACAAGAGUUCGGACAACUCCCCUUUGCCCGCUUUUUUGAUUAAAACUAAAAAGGGACAAGGUAAGGGAUUUUGUCGGGGAAUCUUUUUCCUAUUCAUGUAUCAUAGAUUGGUAGGGAGGUUUGGAUCCCUUGUUUGCUCUUCCCAGCAUUUUCCAUAGCAAAGAAAUGUAGAUUUUAUAUCUAGAAAAAUUGGAAGUAGAUAGAAUAUUUUUUUAUAAAAAACGAGUCCGCUUUUAUGUUAGUUCGUACUAUAAAAUUCCUUUGUUUGUGAGAAAAUUUUCUCACAAAAGAAAAGUUAAAGGAAAUAAAAAGAGUUAUAGAAUGGAUUACUACCUAUGCCAAGAUCGCGUAUAAAUGGAAAUUUUAUUGAUAAAACCUUUACAAUUGUAGCCGAUAUCUUAUUACGAGUCAUUCCGACAACUUCCGGAGAAAAAGAGGCAUUUACUUAUUACAGAGAUGGGAUGUCGGCUCAAUCUGAAGGAAAUUAUGCGGAAGCAUUACAGAAUUAUUAUGAAGCUAUGCGACUAGAAAUUGACCCCUAUGAUCGAAGUUAUAUACUCUAUAAUAUAGGCCUUAUCCACACAAGUAAUGGGGAACAUACCAAAGCUUUAGAAUAUUAUUUUCGGGCAUUAGAACGAAACCCCUUUUUACCACAAGCUUUUAAUAAUAUGGCUGUGAUCUGUCAUUACCGUGGAGAACAGGCCAUUCAACAAGGAGAUUCUGAAAUGGCGGAGGCUUGGUUUGCUCAAGCCGCCGAGUAUUGGAAACAGGCUAUAACGCUUACUCCUGGUAAUUAUAUUGAAGCACAGAAUUGGUUGACGAUCACGAGGCGCUUCGAAUAAGAACUUUUUCUUUGUUUCUUUUUUUUUUAUUCUAUAAUAUAUCUUUAUUUGUUUUUACAAUUAAUUGUUUUUUAGUUUCUUGGCCCUCUCGGUCAAAUAAACCAGAUUCUUUUUUCUAUCAGAAGAACCAAUCCCAGAAAAAAAUUUCAUUAUAUCCUUUUCUCAAAUCGUUCUAUUUAAUCUGGUAUUCUCUAGGGAUAAGUAGUACAUGAAUAUGAGAAUAUCUAUAAUAUCUAUAUCUAGUUUUUUCUAUUUUUUUCUUUUCGACUAUUAAAACGAAUAAAAGGGAUUUGAAAAUGACUAAAUAUCAAUACUAGAAUGUUUCUUAGUAAUGACUAAUAAGCGGUUAUUGAAAUAGGAUAAUAUCCUCUAUUUAAAACAUAAAAAAUAGGCUAUAUUUCGGAACUUAUAAUUGAAAUAUGAAUACACUAGAUUAGGUUAUAAAAAAAAAUUAUUUGUGUACCAAUACUAAUGUAAAGGUGCGAAAACGCUUUUUAA
Molecule: messenger RNA, 1805 nt
Organism: Brassica napus (rape)
Lineage: Eukaryota; Viridiplantae; Streptophyta; Magnoliopsida; Brassicales; Brassicaceae
Product: photosystem I assembly protein Ycf3
Exons: 3
Coding region: 801-1307 (168 amino acids)
Molecular function (GO): protein binding
Source: RefSeq, a predicted model, not a curated record